AUGCAUACAAGACAUUCAAAGCUAUUUGAAUCAGGUGGUGAGACAGUUAAGAGAAACUUACUAGAAUCUUAUUCUAUGCAAAAUCGUAAGCCAAAUAGCAAUGAAGAAUAAUAGUUACGUGAAUAAGUGGAGAGAUUAACAAAUGAAUUAAUAAUAUUGAAGAAUAAGGAUAAAGCUAAGGUUUCUGUUGAUAAGUAGAUACAAUGUGAAGACAAGAGAUGGGAAUUAUUAAAUGAGAUAAUAAAAUAGAAAGAUAAAUCGAUAGAACAAUAUGAGAAAUAGAUUCUCAGUUUUAAGAAUAUGAUCCUUUAGUCUAAUUAAUAGAAAAAGGAAUUGCUUUUAAAAUUAGAGUACUAGGAUUCAAUCAAAAAAACUUAGAUGAUAAAGGUUUCUCAAAAUACACAAACUGAUUUAAAUAACAAUAAAGUUUAGUAAACAUAAUAAACUGAGUUCGAUUUAGGAAUAAUCUAUGGUAUGAAAUAAAUGGGGUCACCAACAAACAAGAUCAAGGAAUAAAUAUCGAAAUUAGUUCAAACAGAUGGUAAGUUCUAUCAUGAAAUUGGCAUAUUGAAUUAAGAUGAAAUAUAUAAGGAAAUUGAAUAAUAUAAAUUAAUUCUAAAAGACUAUGAUUUAGAGAACAGGAGAUUGAAGGAAACACUUCAAUCCAGUAAAGAAAAUAUUGAUAGAGAAACUUAAAUAACAGUAUAAUUAGAAAAUAAGAGUGUUCAAGUAGGGGAGGAAUUUAGGGAUAAGAUGGAUAAGAUGGUUUAAGAGUAUUAAAUUUCAAUUGAUAAUUAAAAACAAUUAUAAAAACAAUAUAAUCAAUAAUAAAUAGAUUUGAAUACUUUAAGAAAAUAGUAUGAUUAAUUAGUAAGUGAUUACUACUUUAUUUAAUCAGAAAGUAAAGUAAAUGAGAAGAAAAUAAAGGAAUUGAAUGAAGAAAUAGAAUAAUUAAAAAAUGAAUUAUAAUUAAAAGAUCCAAGUGUAAGUAGUACUGAAACUAUGACAUCUCCAAAAGAUUCUCAAAAAAGUUCAAAGAAAAAAGGGAAUAAUUAAAAAAUAAAAAGUUUUGUUUAAUCUAAUUAUUUUAACCCAUAAAAUGUAGAUGAAUUAAUCCUAUAACAAGAAGAGAAUUAGAAAUUAGUAAUGAAAAUAUAAGAAUUAAGAAGAGAAUUAGUAGAGACUUCAAAAAGCUUAAAAGUAAUUCAGGAAGAAUUAGCAAUAAAAGAAUUGAUAUUAAUAUAGUAAGGUUAAGAAUUACUAUAGACUUAGACAGAAUUAAAGAAUAUUAAGAUUAGAAUUGAGUCAGUAGAUAUAUUAGAAUAAAAACUUAAAGAAUAAGAGUUAAGGUAUACAGAUGAGAUAUAAAAAUUAAGUCAGAAAUUGGCAAUUUUGAAUUCUGAUUAUUUGGGAAUGAAAGUGAUUAAUCAGACUUUACACUUUCAACUAGAUAAAUAUUAAAACAAAUUAAAAUAAUAAUAAUCACCAUGA
Messenger RNA from Paramecium pentaurelia, 1491 nucleotides. The record is from the annotation of a GenBank genome assembly. NCBI's taxonomy places the organism in Eukaryota, Ciliophora, Oligohymenophorea, Peniculida, Parameciidae.